GGAAGGAUUAAAAACCCUCGCCCACCCUUCACAGUCCACAGACCGGAAAUUUCCCCUGCCAUUGCCUAAUUCUUCCCAUUUCAAUUUGUUCUCAUCGAGUUUCGAUAACAGUCGAUCAUGGUGGAAGAAUCCGGAACAGUUGAAGCAGUUCCGCAGCAACAAUCUUCAUUCCCGCCAGAUUCAGCUCCGGCUGUUGUUCCAGCUCUUAUUCCGGUGGAAGACUCCAAUACUCCUCAGCUUGAAUCGGAUACUCGUCCUCCACCUGUUUUACCGGGCGCAAUUCUGAUUCCGAGUUCGGCUUCAGCUCCGGUUUCGUCUCCGAAACCCUCUGAUCUGACUCAACUCUUCCUAUACAAAAAUCAUUUGCAUGAGUACACUCAAAAGUCAAGGAUACCAUUACCAGUAUAUCAGACUUUUGAUGAAGGAUCUCAAGGCAUACCUAAAUAUAGGUCAACUGUUGUGGUUGAUGAGGUACAUUAUGUGUCUCCUAAUACGUUCCGUAAUCGAAGGGCAGCUGAACAAGAUGCUGCAAGAAUUGCCCUCGAGUACAUAUCAAAAAAGGCCAAGGAUGAUGGAUUUGUUCUCCUUCAUGAGGAUUUGAUGCUAUGCAAGUCCAUUUUGUCUGAAUAUACGGUGAAAAUGAGUUUGAAAAGACCUAUGUACACUACGAAACAACAUGAAGGCUCGGUUCCAAUUUUCCAAUCCACCUUGGUUUUUGAUGGUGUGGUUUAUACUGGUGAUAUUAGUAGGAGUAAGAAAGAGGCAGAGCAAUUGGCAGCACGUGCUGCUAUUCUUUCACUUCAUGAUGCAGGAAAUCCUAAAUCACAAAAAACUCUUGCCGAAAUCAUUGCAUCUAAAGUCCGGCUCCAUGCAAUGAUGCAAAAAGUUAAAGAUUCACAUCCUUCUCAAAUUCAACCGAAAUAUAUGCCUGAAAAUACAGUGGAACAUGUAACAACGACAGUUAAUGAAGAUAAAGAAGUCAAUGGUGCUAUUUUGGACAAUGUAGUGGCAUGUGGUGCAAUUUCAGAGAUUUGUCCAACAAUAUCUCAUCUUGGACCUGAACUUAGAUCAAUAAAACCGGUGGCAUCGUCCCCUUCAGAGAGACUUCCAAUAGAAUCUGUGCCUUCAACUUCAGAGGAGCCUGUUGGUGAUCGUGCAACUGGGACUAAAAAGCGAUCUAAGAACAAGAGAAAGGCUCGUAAGAAACUGUGUAUGGAGAACCAGGUGGCAACGGGACGAGUCAAACUGCUCCUUGCUCCAUAGCUCAAUGACUGUAAAGUAUCCUGUAUUAUAAGUGCUCCUCUGCUUCAAAGGUAACAUUUAAGAGUAGUUUUGAGUAUGAAUACCAUGAAUUCGAGAUUCCGCUUCUGUUGUAGGUCUAUGUUUGACAUCGACCACGCGAGUACACGAUCAGUCAGUUCAUAUGUUAUUAUAAAAUAUAGUGGUAGCUUUGUAGGCUGUCAUUAGGAGCCAAAAAAAAAAAAAAAACAUCACGGAUUGGUUUGGAUACUCAUAGAAUUAAGGUUAAGCUUCGUGGCUCAGUUUAAUUGUUUAUAUGAUGCAUUGAAGUAAUAUUUGUUAAUGCAGGGGUUUGAGAUAAUAUUACAUA
Cucurbita maxima (winter squash) is the source of this 1609-nucleotide messenger RNA. RefSeq names its product double-stranded RNA-binding protein 4-like. NCBI's taxonomy places the organism in Eukaryota, Viridiplantae, Streptophyta, Magnoliopsida, Cucurbitales, Cucurbitaceae. The transcript has 5 exons. Gene Ontology annotation, molecular function: ribonuclease III activity; double-stranded RNA binding. Gene Ontology annotation, biological process: regulation of gene expression; rRNA processing. Bases 118 to 1263 code for a protein of 381 amino acids. The record is from RefSeq and is a predicted model, not a curated record. Gene Ontology annotation, cellular component: nucleus.